Messenger RNA from Penaeus chinensis, 1471 nucleotides. RefSeq names its product leukocyte elastase inhibitor A-like. NCBI's taxonomy places the organism in Eukaryota, Metazoa, Arthropoda, Malacostraca, Decapoda, Penaeidae. The coding region runs from base 55 to 1254 and encodes 399 amino acids. The transcript has 3 exons. Gene Ontology annotation, molecular function: serine-type endopeptidase inhibitor activity. The record is from RefSeq and is a predicted model, not a curated record.
GCACUUCGGAUCUCGUCAGUUGCCUGACGUCUUUGCUCUGAUCAACAGAUCAAGAUGCAGGUGCUAGUUAUCUUGCUCGUGUCUCUGGCGGCCGCUGGACUGGCCGAGGACUUCCCGCAGGGCCCAGGUAUUCCGAGAAUAGGAGAUUUCAUUCAGAAGUUCGCCCAGGGUCUCUCCUCGGCGUCCCUGGCUGAGACUCGCAACGCCGUCUUCUCGCCGUUUAGCAUCACGUCCCUGCUGUCGAUGCUCCUGAUGGGCUCCUCCGGCUCGACCUACGACCAGCUCCGCGCCGCUCUUCGGUACCCGCCAAAGUUAGCUGACAAUUUGGUUCACGAAACGUACCGAAACCUCAUGCAGACCCUCCUCCAGGAAAACCCGGGGAUAAUCGUCAGCGUGGCCAAUAGGAUAUUUCUGAACCCCAACGUAGAUAUCUUGAAGGAGUACAGUGACAAUGCGCUGCGGUUUUACAUGAGCGGUUUGGAGCAGGUCGACUUCUCCCACCCGGGUACCGCGAGGGACGCCAUCAACGCGUGGGUGAACCAGAAUACUCGAGGCAAAAUCCCGAAGCUGCUGACCCACGUUGAUCCUCAGACGUCCGCACUGGCCGUCAACACCGUCUACUUCAAGGGCGACUGGAAUAACCCCUUCGAUAAGCAGAGCACCACUCGAGGCAAUUUCAACACGGGCACGCGCAUUAUUAGUAUCCCCAUGAUGUCCACAGUCAUGAGGGUGUUGUACACUGACCUCCCUGCUUUGAACGCUGACAUGAUAGGCUUAACGUACAAGGGGGGGCAGUUCGCGAUGUACUUCAUUGUACCAAAGGGAUCCGCUUCCCUAGCCUCGCUACACACUCUGGAGUCUCAGCUGGAUCCCCAUAUCAUCAAUCGGUACAUCAGAAACAUAUCCGAAAUCCACAUGAACGUCUUCCUGCCUAGAAUGCGACUCAACUUCAAGACCGACCUAGCUGACACGCUCAAGCAAUUUGGAGUCACCGAUCUCUUUGACGCUAGCCGGGCGGACUUCAGCAAAAUGUCAUCCAAUAGAAUCUUCGUCGAUAAAGUCAUUCACGAGACGGUCAUUGACAUCACGGAGGCCGGCACGGAGGCGGCAGCGGCCACGGCAGCAACCAUAGUUCGCUUCGGUUCCUCGCGAGAAUUCGCCGUCAACCGGCCUUUUCUUCUUCUCCUCCGGGAACAGCAGACGGGAGUGCCUCUCUUCUGGGGCAGAGUCGUCGAACCCGAGCCCUUAAAUUAGGCUUACAUGGCUUACAUGCUCCGUUGUUGAUUUUUUGUUGUUAUUGUAGGAAAUUUACAAAAUUUAAGGGCUUACUGUGUUCUUACUUGUUUUUUACUUGUUCAUGUCCUCUCACCCUGAUCUCCCAUAACUGGUGAGCCUCAAGUCUUUCUGUUACAAGUAUUGUCUGUCCCAUGUGAUUGUUAAAUGUAAAAGAAUAAACCAGUCGUCAACUUUA